Molecule: messenger RNA, 2274 nt
Organism: Callorhinus ursinus (northern fur seal)
Lineage: Eukaryota; Metazoa; Chordata; Mammalia; Carnivora; Otariidae
Gene: PAQR7
Product: progestin and adipoQ receptor family member 7
Biological process (GO): response to steroid hormone
Cellular component (GO): plasma membrane
Molecular function (GO): steroid binding; nuclear steroid receptor activity
Source: RefSeq, a predicted model, not a curated record
AUCUGCUUGCCUGUCGCCGGGGACGUCGAGGCCCGAGGGUCCCAGCCGGCCGAUCCCGCCGCCGCGCUUCGCCCCGCCGUAGGGACAGAAGCCAGUCAAGUUUGCCUGACAUCCAUCAGCCAGGCCCUGGUCACCUGGUCUCAGCCCAGCUUUGCCCGUCUUGCCGUGUGAAUCUUGGCUCCCGGCCUGGCCCACAGCCAUGGCCACGAUGGUGGCCCAGAAGCUCAGCCAUCUGCUGCCCGCUCUGCGGCAGGCCCACCGGGAGCCGCAGCCCUCCGGGCGGCCAGAGCCCGUGUUCACGGUGGCCCGAGCCGAGGUGCCGCCCCUCUUCUGGAAGCCGUACAUCUACGUGGGCUACCGGCCGCUGCACCAGACGUGGCGCUUCUACUUCCGCACGCUCUUCCAGCAGCACAACGAGGCGGUGAACGUCUGGACCCACCUGCUGGCAGCGCUGGUGCUGCUGCUGCGGCUGGCCAUCUUUGUGGGGACCGUGGACUUCUGGGGAGACCCCCACGCCCUGCCCCUCUUCAUCAUUGUCCUUGCCUCCUUCACCUACCUCUCCCUCAGCGCCCUGGCUCAUCUCCUGCAGGCCAAGUCCGAGUUCUGGCACUACAGCUUCUUCUUCCUGGACUACGUGGGCGUGGCCGUGUACCAGUUUGGCAGCGCCCUGGCACACUUCUACUACGCCAUCGAGCCUGCCUGGCACGCGCGAGUGCAGGCCGUCUUCCUGCCCACGGCUGCCUUUCUCGCCUGGCUGUCUUGCACCGGCUCCUGCUACAACAAGUAUAGCCAGAAGCCCGGCCUGCUGGGCCGCACCUGCCAGGAGGUGCCGUCGGCGCUGGCCUACGCGCUGGACAUCAGCCCUGUGGCGCACCGCAUCCUGGUGUCCCCCGAGCCGACCGCCGAUGACCCGGCCCUUCUCUACCACAAGUGCCAGGUGGUCUUCUUCCUGCUGGCCGCCGCUUUCUUCUCAGCCUUCAUGCCCGAGCGCUGGUUUCCUGGCAGCUGCCACCUCUUUGGGCAGGGCCACCAGCUCUUCCACGUGUUCUUGGUGCUGUGCACGCUGGCUCAGCUGGAGGCUGUGGCCCUGGACUACGAGGCCCGGCGGCCCAUCUACGAGCCUCUGCACACCCGCUGGCCCCACAACUUCUCCGGCCUCUUCCUGCUCACCGUGGGCAGCAGUGUGCUGACGGCAUUCAUCCUGAGCCGGCUGGUGCGGCGCAAACUCGACCAGAAGACCCAGUGAAGGGCUGGGGGCGGGGUGGGGUGGGGUGGCGGCUGGUAAGGGAGGGAGGUAGAGUGGGAGCCCCGGGGUCCGGGCUUGGCUCCAGAGGGGAACAAGGCCUGGUAAAGUUGUUUGUGUCUGGCCUGUGGUGACUUUCUGUGCACGCCUCAGCUGCCAAAGGCGGUACUGGCCAGUCCCUGGAUUUGGGGAUUGGCCAGGAGCUGCUGGAUUGGCCAGGAGCUGCUGGGGUCCACUCCUGGGCCUGCCCCAGCCCCCUGCCCUGGGAGAGGAAAAGAGAUAAAGAUGCGGGCCGCCGACCAGGCUUGCCUCUCCCCAUUGCCUCUCACUAGGGGUGAGGAUCGGGGGUCAGCGGGGGCCAGGACCCUGGUUGGGAGCUUCCAGAUUAUCUGGGAGGGGGUGAAAGUAGACUUUAGGCCAGGGGCAGAAGAGGCCUCAGCAACCCCCUGCCCCCCGCCAGAUUUCACUGGUGGAUAGGGAAGGGGCAGGCCCCAAAUGUAUGUACCAUCCCUUGAGUUCUAGCCUGGAGUUUUGGAGUUCCACAGUCUCCAAAAGUAGAAGAUUGUGCUAGGGAGAAAUGGAUCCCACCCAGUGCCCAUACCCCCUCAGUCACCGUCCCACACAGUGAGCCCCAGCCUUUCUAGCUCUGGCCUCUGUGACUCACACAUCCUGUUCCCAGCCUCUCUCCUGGUUUCCUUGCCCAUGAUUCAGUUAUCCAUUUCAGUGUUUCCUGGGCCUCUGCUCAGAGGCAGGCUACCAGCUGAGUCCUGUGGAUCAAUGCAGGAUGAGAGCUUUAAUAUGGGAAUGACCUGUCAGGGGAAGCACCAAGGAGGAAUAAUGCUGCCUGCGACCCUCACGGUCUUGGGUUGGGAAGGGUGAAUAGGAGUUUGCAGAUGAAGAAGGGCGUUCCAGGCAGAGGGAAAAGCCUGUACAAAGGCCAAAGAUGUACUGAAGGGAGUUCAGCGGCACUGGAAGUGGGGGUGGUCUGGACUCCGAUAUGUCCUGGAUGCAAUAAAGGACUGUUAAGAGCA